AUGAGCCCACUAAUGGCAUUAUUUGAGUUAAUAGAAAAGGCCAAUUUAUACUCAUCUGGAAAUUACACUGAGGCUGCAAUUCUUGCUGCUAAUUCACCACACGUAAGGAUUCCUUCUCUCAACCAUUUUUCUAAUAAUUCAUUUUUACUUUGUGUCAUAACAGGUCGUGCCGAUUCCAAUGAUUCUUGCUUAUUGAGACUACCAUUCUCCAACAAAACAGUGAAAUAUUGUUCAAAUAGUAACUCUUUAUCAGAAGAAACAUUAACAAUAACUUUUAAAAGAUCGAUUGUUCUUUAUCCAUUGCAGUGGAACUUGGUGAUUAUGUUUGAUUUAACAUUAGUGCUAUCUAUUUACCUUCGUGCCAAUAUUUCUAUUAAGGGAAAAAAGGUUGGAUUCCAACCAGAUUAUUCUUCUCUUUUGCAAAAAAUUAUGAGAAUGAAUCCUGACAAAGGUGAAGAAUUGGCUACUGCAUUAACAAACGAUGAAAAUGGACCUUUGGUUGAUAUUGAAAAAGCUUUAGAACUUUAUGAUGAUGUCAAUGAUAUUAAACGUAUAAUUACGCAUGCCCAUGCCUUACCUCCUAAUUUCAUUGUCAGCUAUUUUGGAAAUCUUUCAGUUGACAAUUCACUUGAUUGUUUAAAAGAAAUGCUCAAAGCCAAUAUUAGACAAAAUUUACAAAUAGUAAUACAAAUUGCUACAAAAUAUUCAGAACAAUUACGACCAUCAAAUUUGAUUCAAUUAUUUGAAUCUCUCAAGUCAUGCGAGAAUCUUUAUUAUUAUCUCGGUUCAAUUGUUAACAUUAGCACUGAUCCUGAUGUACAUUUUAAAUACAUUCAGGCAACUGUUAAAACAGAACAGAAUAAAGAAGAAGUUAAAUUGCAAGAUCAACUCCCAUUGAUUAUUGUCUGUGAUAGAUUUGAUUAUGUGCAUGAUUUAGUUUUAUAUUUGUAUCAACAAAAUUUAACAAAAUAUAUUGAAGUAUAUGUUCAGAAAAUUAAUUCAGCACGUACUCCAGCUGUCGUUGGUGGUUUAUUAGAUGUUGAUUGUGAUGAAAAUACUAUAAAAAAUUUAUUGAUGUCAGUUACUGGGACUGUUCUUAUUAUCAACUUAUUCAAGAAGUUGAAAAAAGAAAUCGUCUUAAAUUGUUAUUACCAUGGUUGGAGUUACAUGCUAAAGAAGGAAAUCAAGAUCCUAAACUUUUACAAUGCUUUGGCUAAAAUUCGUAUCGAUAAUAAUGUUGAUCCAGAAAAAUUUCUUCGAGAGGAUACACAUUAUGAUUCAAUGGUUGUUGGAAAAUACUGUGAAAAACGUGAUUCUCAUCUUGCUUUCGUUGCUUAUCAACGUGGACAAUGUGAUUUUGAACUUGUUAGGGUAACAAAUGAAAAUAUUAUGUUUAAACAUCAAGCUCGUUAUUUGGUGAAACGUCGUAAUCCUCAACUUUGGGCACAUGUGUUAGAUGGUAACAAUAUGCAUCGUACUAGUUUAACUGAACAGGUCAAUGCUGUUGUUUUGUCAGAAACUACCGACCCGGAAGAUGUUUCUGCCACAGUGAAAUAA
Molecule: messenger RNA, 1557 nt
Organism: Entrophospora sp. SA101
Lineage: Eukaryota; Fungi; Glomeromycota; Glomeromycetes; Entrophosporales; Entrophosporaceae
Source: the annotation of a GenBank genome assembly